AUGGAGAGUACCACUUCUGAGAAUGCCGACGAGAACACCGACGAAAAUCCUAGCUUUGCCCAGCAACGAAAGGAUACGAAACCAAAGGAAGGCUUAUGGGAGAAGCAGAUGUUUGUGGACCAGUCGCUGAGAAGCAUGGCUGCAUUCAUGGUUGCGCUUGCAACCAUCAUGGUUGUUUCAUGUAUCUCGCUUGCCCCCAAGCUCAGUAAGGGUGACCUCAGAACGACGUCGAUUCCUAUCGUCAGUGGUUCGCAAGGUGAUAUGAACGCGAUAUGCGAGGUGACUUUGCCCCAAACCUUUUGA
Molecule: messenger RNA, 303 nt
Organism: Lasiodiplodia theobromae
Lineage: Eukaryota; Fungi; Ascomycota; Dothideomycetes; Botryosphaeriales; Botryosphaeriaceae
Product: Nad-binding protein
Exons: 1
Coding region: 1-303 (100 amino acids)
Source: RefSeq, a predicted model, not a curated record